Molecule: messenger RNA, 1788 nt
Organism: Mya arenaria
Lineage: Eukaryota; Metazoa; Mollusca; Bivalvia; Myida; Myidae
Product: heat shock 70 kDa protein 12A-like
Exons: 1
Coding region: 1-1788 (595 amino acids)
Molecular function (GO): ATP-dependent protein folding chaperone; ATP binding
Source: RefSeq, a predicted model, not a curated record
AUGGGAUCAGCUUUCUCAAGUCCAGGCAACGAUGCCCAAGAAUUGACAGAGAUAAAGAAGAAAUUUCCCGUGGUAGCCUCUAUUGAUUUCGGAACUUCUUUUACUGGAUAUGCGUUUAAAAUCAGGGACAAUGACGACGCCAAGCCGAGCUACGCAAACGAACUUGAAAAGAAACACGAGAUAACAUGUAUUUUGUUCGAUGCUGACAAGAACUUCGAUAGUUAUGGCAGGGACGCCUUGCACAAAUACAGCAGGUUGCCACAGGAUAAAAGAGAUACAUUUUAUUUCUACAGAAACUUUAAAACUUCGCUGACUUUGGAAGGUAAACAUCUGAAAUUGGCUGACACAGCUUCGAGAAAUUCCAUCCAGCCAUUGUGCGUUUUCAAGGGGGCUCUCGAUUAUUUGAAAAGGUGCGUAAUAAAACGAGUCAAUGAAGUCAUUGCAAACCCCGGGGCUGGUGCACCAAUCAUUGAGGGCGAUGUUAUGUGGGUGAUUACUUUCCCAACGGCAUGGAAUGAUUCUUAUAGAGCUUUUAUGAGGGAAUCGGCGAUGGAUGCAGGAAUGAACUUCAACAACAUACGGCUAGUUACCGAACCGGAAGCUGCCUCAAUGUACAUCCGCGAUAGGUGCAUUGAAACUAAGGGCAAUAAUGUUAUUGAGCCCCUGGAACCUGGCGCUAAAUACAUCCUUGUUGACCUCGGCGCAGGAACGGUUGACCUUUGUGUGCAUCAGAUUCGCGAAGACGGAAACUUGAUGGAGCUUUGCCAAGCGGCGGGGGGACCUUUCGGAGGAGCCCAAGUUAAUUUCGAGUUCGAGGAGCUUCUUAAAGAAUUGUUUGGUAACGAUUGCAUUCAAAAGUUGAAAACGAAACAAAUGUUUAAAUACACCAAGCUGCUACAAGAAUUUGAAGAUGAAAAGCUACGUUUCAGCUCGUCGACGAAAGAAGUGGUAUUAAAUGUAGAUUUUGUUGUUCAAAAGUUUGAGGAGCGUAACACAAAAUCUUUGAACGAGCGAAUUUCCUCCGGAAAGUUUCACGGUAAGCUCAUUUACGAAAAAGAUACUGGAUUAGUUAUGUCCGAUGAAUUGAUGAAAGAUCUUUUUGGAAAACCGCUAGAAAGUAUCAUCCCGUUUAUUCGAGAAAAACAUGACGAAUGUUCUGCCAACAACUUAGAUGUGCAGAUGCUUCUCUUAACAGGUGGUUUUUCAGAUUCCGACUUUGUUAGAGACAACAUAAAUCAAGCGAUGGAAAGCCAACAUGUUCAGGUCGUUCACUUUCAAGACGCUAAAUGCUCGGUUAUGUUUGGAGCGCUUAAGAUGGGUAUUUCACCUCAAUCUGUCAUAGAGAGGCGUUCGAGAUACACAUAUGGAUUCUACAAAAAGAUACCGUUCGAUGAGAAAAUCCAUCCACAAGAAUUGAAAUGUGACCAUGAAGGAAUCCCACAAUGUGAUCAAGUAUUUCACAAACUGAUUGAAAAGGGACAAAUCAUUAGUUAUGGUCAGGUGUUUUCGAGAAAAUCAAAAACAGAGUACAACAAAGAGAAACACAAACCACGGCGUGCAUCGCUGUGGAAGUCUGAAAAAUCUGAUCCAAAGUACUGCACAAAGGAGGAAAAUUGCACUGUUAUUGCAAACAUAGAAAUACCGGCACCUUCUGCGAGUGGAUGGCCCAACAUGUUGCGCCAUGAACAACAACUGAUUGUUUUGGAAAACGAAUUACAUUUCAAGUUUGUCGAUAGGACUACAGGACAAGAGUAUGAAAAGUUUGUGAACUAUGUAUACGAGUCAUAA